Diospyros lotus (date-plum) is the source of this 3198-nucleotide messenger RNA. Its product is annotated as transcription factor GTE8. The record is from RefSeq and is a predicted model, not a curated record. Gene Ontology annotation, molecular function: protein binding. Bases 428 to 2644 code for a protein of 738 amino acids. NCBI's taxonomy places the organism in Eukaryota, Viridiplantae, Streptophyta, Magnoliopsida, Ericales, Ebenaceae. The transcript is spliced from 11 exons.
UUUCUUUCUCUCUCUCGCUCUCUCGCGUUAGGAAAGGCUUCUCAGGGUUCGUAUUCUUCUUCUCUCCGCGUCCACCGAUCCGGCUCGCGUGAUUUCUGGCCUUCCGACCGGUUCAGUUCGUCGUAUGUUAGGGCUUCAAGCAGGGUUCUCCACCUGAAUACGCGUCGAGCUUCGAUUUGGUUGGAGUUAAUUGAUCAACGGUUUCAUUGUCGGUACACGCGUUCGACUUGCUGGCUGUGUUGUAUUACUUGUUUUGUGUGAACUUUCGUUACUCGGUGGCAUUUAUCCUCGCUUUGGACGCUGAUUGGCUAAGUGAUUACGCUGUUUGAAACUCCAGGACGGUUUUUGGGUCGGGAUUUCAAGAAUUAAGCAAGUUAUGCAGAAGUUUACUGCAUAGUCAGACUGGGAAUUGAGUUACGAGUGGAUAAUGGCAAAGAAGGAUAGGUUUCCUGGAGUAUGUGCUCCUGGUUUUGCUCCUAACUGUGAGUCGGAAGGCUCUGGUAGCUCUGGACAGGUUGACACAGAGAUCACUGCUUCAGAGGAUUCAAGUGCUCCAAGGAGGAAAUGCAUUAAUUUGAAUUUUGCCACGCACGAUGGCUUUGGUGUUCCUUUUCAAGUCCUCCCUUUAUCAAAAAUGGCACCUUCGGAGAGAAGGGAUUUAGUAAAGAGAUUGAGAGCUGAACUUGAGCAGAUUCGUAUCCUCCAAAAAAGAGUUGAGUUGCAACGAACAAGUGUUGUCGCACUAUCAUCAUCAAGUGAUAUUCUUAGUUGUAGUAACGCACAAAAUGGGACUGCGGUAGAUAACUUGAAGAAACCAUCAGGGUUGAAUUCAGGGCCAGGGAAGAAAGGACAGCCUCCAGGACAGAAGGGGCGUGGCUGGAAGCGUGGUACUUCGGGGAGGUUUGAGUCUGCAGGUCAGGCAUCGAGGACAACCACUCCAAGUACACUUUUGCUUAAACAGUGUGGGGAAUUGCUGAAAAAGUUAAUGCAACAUCAGCAUGCUUGGGUUUUCAAUUCUCCUGUUGAUGUAGUAAGGCUGAACAUCCCUGAUUAUUUCACUGUUAUAAAGCAUCCAAUGGAUUUAGGGACAAUAAGGAGCAAACUUGCUUCAAGUGUGUACUCUAGUCCAUUGGACUUUGCCACUGAUGUCAGACUAACCUUCUCCAAUGCCAUGACUUACAAUCCUCCUGAAAAUGAUGUGCACCUUAUGGCUGAUACUCUUAGUAAAUUUUUUGAAAUAAGAUGGAAAGUUAUUGAAAAGAAACUUCCUAAAGAUUCCCAGUUGUUUCCAGAAAAAUUAGGUAUACAUGAAGAAAAGGAGAGAAGACAGCCAAUGCCUCCAUCAAAAAAGGCAAAAAUCAUGUCAAUGCACCAUAAAGUCAUGCGAGACCCUGUUAAACAGAUUAUGACAGAUGAGGAGAAACAUAAGUUAAGUAGAGAACUGGAGGCUCAGCUGGAGGAGUUGCCAGAUAGCAUUGUUGAGUUUCUGAGAGAGCGGAUUUCAAAUGAAAAGGUAACUGGAGAGGAUGAGAUUGAAAUUGAUAUUAAUGAUCUCAGUCACGAUGCCUUGUUCACAUUGCGGAAGCUUCUUGAUGAUUAUCUGAAAGAAAAACAACAGCACCAGGCAAAAGCUGAACCUUGUGAAAUAGAGUUACUUCAUGAAUCUGGGCCUAGCAAUUCAUCCAUGCAAUUGUGCAAAGGGAAUGAUCCUAUUGAUGAAGAUAUUGAUGUUGGUGGGAGUGAGCCUCCUGUCUCUAGCUGUCCGCUAGUAGAGAUUAAAAAAGUUACAGGCCCUAGAAGCAGUAAAUGUGUCAGUUCAGGCAGCCCCAGAGGCAAUUCUGAUUCAGAUUCUAGGAGUUCUUCUGAAAGUGAAUCAGAUGGUGACAAAGCUUCUACUCCAGUAAAACUACCAAAGGACAGCUCAGGUCCUGGCACAGAUCUAGAUGAAAAGGCAGGUGCGAUUGACUUGCUAGAUGAAAAUCAAUCUGUCAGUGGUCUGGAUCAACUCGGACAAAUUUCCCAGAAGCCAGACUCUGUUGAUUCAGAUUGCCGCCAGGAUGGGGAGGCUGGCCCGGGUGAAAGACAAGUUUCACCUGAGAGGCUCUACAGGGCUGCUGUAUUGAAAAACCGAUUUGCUGAUACCAUAUUGAAAGCUCGGGAAAAGACACUUGGCCAGCGGGAAAAGGGGGAUCCUGAGAAACAAUGUCGUGAGAGAGAGGAACUUGAAAUGCAGAAAAGGAAAGAAAAGGCUCGAUUGCAGGCUGAAGCGAAGGCUGCCGAAGAUGCUCGUAGGCAAGCUGAAGCUAAAGCAGCAGCUGAAGCCAAACGAAAGAGAGAGCUUGAAAGAGAGGCAGCUAGGCAGGCACUACUGAAGAUGGAAAAGACUGUUGAAAUUAAUGAGAAUUCUAGGUUUCUUGAAGACUUGGAGAUGUUAAGUGCUGCCCCUGCUGAACAAUUGCCAAGCUCUGUGGACGAGACGAGCCCUGAUCAUUCCGUAGAUGGACUGGGCAGUUUCAAGUUCCGGUGUAGUAAUCCUUUGGAACAACUUGGAUUGUUUAUGAAAUUGGACGAGGAGGAAGAAGAAGUCGAUCCACCGAAUGCUCCAAACAUUGUUGAUGAUGUAGAGGAAGGACAAAUUGAUUAAUUCCGUGGCUGUUGCUGCCUCAAUCUAUGGAGCAAAAACUGAAUAUGAUUCAGUCAUGACUGUGUUGCAUCGGCAUGCAUCUUAUGUAAUGUUCUACAUACAGGCGACGUGACGUUUCCAGAAAACCUUAAAACUAGUCUAGUAUGAUUUCGGUGGAGUGCUGGAGCGACCUGGUUGGUAUAAGAGUGUGAUGGGCUCCUGCAUUCAUAGUAGACGAAAGUGUUUAGAAUGUCAGAACUAGUUGUUUCUAUCAAAGCCUUUCUAAAUCAACAGCAGCAGAUCUGUAGUGUCAAGGCGCAUGGAUUUCUCAUUUUCUAGUAUAGGAUUUCUUGCCCUUGCCCUUGCCCUCACUAGUAUACCAGGAUUAAUGCAUGUUACAUUCAGAGAAAAAAAAAGAAAAAAGAAAGGGAAGUUUGUGCUUGUGCUUGAGGUGGUGUUUGGGUGGACGCUAAUUUGUUAAGAGUAUCAUUAAUCUUGUGGUGUACUUGCAUAAUGUAUUAUGUUUUGACUGCUAUUAGCUGUCCUGUCAUAAUCAUCUUACCAGUUCUUCGUCU